ACGAUAUUGACCACCACGAUACGGACCCUAUCGGCGCUGUUACCUUCUUCCAGAUCUCUCAGAAUGCCUAGGAACAACUGCAGAAGGCGUGACGGUGCCCCAUUACAGGCAAGGAAUGAAAUCUAGCUUUCUGCAUCCUUUGCGCUACCCUCCAUCGCUCGCGACGGAUUCAUGCACCCCUUCUCCAUCCUGACCUUGGGGAUCUUUGUCGCCGGAUACAUUACCGCCCGCUGGGACCUUGUAACUCGCCUGUAUGAGCUUGCUAUCUUUGCCUGGGAUCACGGUGUUAUUACACGUGCAGCUAAAGGAUUCACGGCCCUCUCGAUCAUCUUCCUCGUCAUAGUCAUCCCGGUCAAUCGGAUCGCAGCUCGAGAAAGCGAACUGCAACCGCGAAUCGGUGGCCGAGGUAUUUCAGCUCGCGAGCAGCUUCAGCGGCGCGGCUCCAAUGGGUUGAUGCGGGUGUUUUGGCCUUCGGAUGCACCCUCCGGGGUGAACCCGGGGGUAUUGGUCGGAUUUCGCAAUUCGGAACUGGACUGUAUUGUGGUAGCAAUUCUGCAGGACGUUGAGAUCAAGAGCGUGGACAUCGCCUUGAAGCUCGGCAUCUUGUUCCGUAAUAGCGAGUUUCCCAUCGACCAGCUGUUUGAGCGUUGCGGAGGAUCUCCUUUGCAGGUUUUGGGAGUCCUGAAUACAACCAAGGAAACGUAUGCUUUCGAUCCGCACACUAUAGUCGCCAAUACCGCAGCCAAGUCUCAUUUUCCAGCAAUUACCUGUCCGGGGCUGUCGAACUUCACGCUCCAGGUGAUCGUAUUCGACCGUCCACAUCCCAGGCGCAUGCAGUAUCUUUCGUUGUCGCCAAUAUCCUUGGAACUUGGUGAUGACAAUGAGAAAGCGAGCAGCGAACCAGCACUAUUCGAUCCAAUCAACGCAAAAGAGGAGGCUGAGUGGGAACGGAAGGCAACGCUAGUGGAGAAAUUGAAGCUCCAUACCAUCAUCUCUCACCCGAGCACGCAGCAGGAAAAGUCUUUGCCAACGAUCGUUGAGCAGAUCAACUGCUCAUAUGAGAUUUCGGCUUUGCUGCAGGGAAAUAUCCACCUAGUUGGAAGGACUCGAAGCAAACGCUCCUUGAGUGUCGGCGAGAGGGUUGUUGAGUCAGCGACAAAUCUUUGGGACUCGAUUCUACAGGUUCUCUACAACGUCUUCACAGCAUACAUUGUUCCUAUCUGUCUCCGCCUCCUGGUUCUGGUGUUUAUGGGCCAUCGGAUUGCAGGCGAGGUUACUCUCCUACUACUGGAGUGGAGACCGCUUGCGAAUUCCCUUGCUCUCAAAGAUGUUUCAGCCACGGCCCAGCAGGUCGAUAUUCGAUUGCAGCAGUUCUGCUAUUGGCCCGACCAAUACAUGACGCUUCAAGCCCGAAAGCAGAGCUGGAAGAGCAUCACGACGAGCCAUCCGGAAUACAUUCGGUUCUAUAACAGCCUUUGGCUGGUUGCCAAUGAUGUGAUCAUCGGCAUGGCCCUCGGAAGUUACAUUAUCGAAAACGCAGAUUUUGUUGCGGCUCAGCUUGAUUAUGUCCUGAUGACAUGGACAAUCACCGGGCUCCAGGGCAUGAUUGUAUGGCUGAUGGGAUGGCCUGCUGGGUUGAAGCUUAACACGGAGCUUGCUACUUUCCUUGGAGAUCUCUUCCUCUGGGUAAUCGACUACUGGGCCGGCUAUAUGUCUCUCCUGCGGCCAUAUCUCCCGAACAUCAUCUCCUUCAUCGGCUUGUCUUCAUUCGCAGGCGCGACCAUGCCCAUAAGUCUCUUCUCCGAUCUCCUAUCUAUCCUCACUCUCCACAUCUACUGUUUUUACGUCGCCAGCGCCAAGAUCUACAACUGGCAGCUCACCAUCUUAUCCUCCCUCUUCCACCUCUUCCGCGGCAAGAAAAAUAACGUCCUCCGCAAUCGGAUCGACUCCUGCGAUUACGAUCUGGACCAGCUUCUCCUCGGAACUAUAUUGUUCGCGAUUCUUGCAUUUUUGCUUCCGACCGUCAUGGUCUACUACGCAACGUUUGCAGGGGCAAGGAUGGGCAUCAUAUCACUAAAAGCGCUCCUUGAAAUGGGCCUUGCUUGCCUUAACCACUUCCCUCUCUUCGCGCUCAUGUUGCGGAUCAAGGACUCGCAGCGCCUUCCAGGCGGAAUCCGCUUCCGUAACCUCCCAAAUCCACGAACUGAACCUACCGCUCACAUUUAUCUAAACCCCGUCCCUCUGCCCAUCCACCUAUGUUUCCAUUCCUACCUUUACCUCUAUUCCCGAUUACGAGCGCACUACGCUUCGUUCUCGGUGUUUUUCUGUCUAUUAACUGGUCAAUUCGUCCCUCCAAUCGCCCGGAAAGAUUUGUAUGGCCUGCAGUAUGGCAUGCUUCCCAAGAUUCGGGUUAGCGUAGGCGAUCUGUGGAGGAGGUUCCGGUUCGAUGAGUUGGGGAAGGGCAAAGGUAGCGGACUGGGUUCGAAGGUGACUCCUCGCGGCUUAAGGCCCCCAACACCGCGCGAGGGGAUCGCUGGGUCUAAUGGUUCGGUCAGGACGAACGGGAUACCCAGAAGGUCUCAUUGAGUGUAUACGUACUCUAUGAAUGAAUGUAGAGCUGUGAUUUUCCAUGUCAUACCUUGGGACGCUCUAUGCCACGUCUCAAUGAUGUAAUUGGAUCGAUAUUUUCCAAGUGAUAGG
Molecule: messenger RNA, 2700 nt
Organism: Eremomyces bilateralis CBS 781.70
Lineage: Eukaryota; Fungi; Ascomycota; Dothideomycetes; Eremomycetales; Eremomycetaceae
Product: putative N-acetylglucosaminyltransferase subunit
Exons: 6
Coding region: 172-2586 (804 amino acids)
Biological process (GO): GPI anchor biosynthetic process
Cellular component (GO): membrane; endoplasmic reticulum
Source: RefSeq, a predicted model, not a curated record